Messenger RNA from Paramecium sonneborni, 613 nucleotides. The record is from the annotation of a GenBank genome assembly. Lineage: Eukaryota; Ciliophora; Oligohymenophorea; Peniculida; Parameciidae.
AUGGAAUAAGGUUCAAAAAGAAUUCAAUUAAUUAGAUAAUUAAUGAGUUUUAAAAGGAAUAGUUUGUUAAUUAAGGAACGUAUUGAUUAUAUAAGAAUAGAAUUAAUUAAAUUAGAGGAACCAAAACAAAAAAAGACUGUUCUAGUAUGCAAGAUUCACUUAAUGAAAUGAAAUUAACAGGAAUUAGUAAUUUAAUCUUUUUGGAAGUGGAUGGUAAUUCAUUAAUUCGUAAAAUUCUUUCAGAUAUUGCAUUAAUGAAUCUAAUUAGGGCUGCAAAUAUUUCAUUAAAUUAUUAUCAUAGUAAAGAUCAUUUAAAAUAAUAUAAAUGAGAAGAUUUGAAAAUUUCAAAAGAAGCAUGAAUAACUUAAUCAUUAUAUCAAUAAGUAAUUUGAAAAAUAGCGAACGAUAAAGAAAAUUUUUAUCGGUAGAAACUAUAGGAUUUUAUUACAAAGAUAAGAAGAUAUUUUUUAAAGGAAAUAAGAAAGAAUGGGCAAAAAAAAACAGCUUAAAAAUUAGAAAAAAUAUUUUUACAUAUAAAUCUUAGUUAAACACAAUUUUAGAGGAUACAUAUAAAUAGAAAGAAUUGAUGAUGAUAAUGAAUAAAGUAUUGUGA